Apaloderma vittatum (bar-tailed trogon) is the source of this 1189-nucleotide messenger RNA. RefSeq names its product toll-like receptor 6. The record is from RefSeq and is a predicted model, not a curated record. Gene Ontology annotation, biological process: immune response; inflammatory response; cellular response to bacterial lipopeptide. The annotation marks the transcript as partial. Gene Ontology annotation, molecular function: Toll-like receptor 2 binding; lipopeptide binding; transmembrane signaling receptor activity. The transcript has a single exon. Lineage: Eukaryota; Metazoa; Chordata; Aves; Trogoniformes; Trogonidae. Gene Ontology annotation, cellular component: membrane.
AUUUGAGACCCUUUCCAAGGUAAGCUUCAUGACAAACCCUAUGAAAUCUCUGAAAUACUUGGACAUGAGCAGCAACUUGCUGCGCCAUGAUGCAGCAGAUGUGCAGUGCCGAUGGGCAGAGUCUCUGACAGAGCUGGACCUCUCCUCAAAUCAGUUGACGGAUGCUGUGUUUGAGUGCUUGCCAGUCAACAUUGAAAAACUCGACCUGCAAAACAAUCAGAUCACGAGUGUCCCCGAGGGCAUGGCUGAGCUGAAAUCCUUGAAAGAGCUGAACCUGGCGUCGAACAGGCUGGCUGACCUGCCGGGCUGCGGUGGCUUUACAUCCCUGGAGUUCUUGAACGUAGAGAUGAAUUUGAUCCUGACCCCGUCUGCCAACUUCUUCCAGAGCUGCCUGGGGGUGAGGGAGCUACAAGCCGGGCAGAACCCAUUCAAGUGUUCCUGCGAACUGCAAGACUUCAUCCGCCUGGAGAGGCGUUCCGGGGGGAAGCUGUUUGGCUGGCCGGCGGCGUACGUGUGCGAGUACCCGGAGGACUUGCGAGGAACGCGGCUGAAGGACUUCCACCUGAGCGAGCUGGCUUGCAACACGGCGCUCUUGCUUGUGACGGCCCUGCUGCUGACGCUGGUGCUGGUGGCUGUGGUGGUCUUCCUGUGCAUCUACUUGGACGUGCCGUGGUACGUGCGCAUGAUGUGGCAGUGGACGCAGACGAAGCGGAGAGCUUGGCACAACCAGCCCGCAGAGCAGGAGAGCGUGCUGCAGUUUCACGCCUUCGUUUCCUACAGCGAGCGCGAUUCGUUGUGGGUGAAGAACGAGCUGAUCCCGAACCUGGAGAAGGGGGAGGGCUGCGUGCAGCUGUGCCAGCACGAGAGGAACUUCAUCCCCGGCAAGAGCAUCGUGGAGAACAUCAUCAACUGCAUUGAGAAGAGCUACCGGUCGGUCUUUGUGUUGUCCCCCAACUUUGUGCAGAGCGAGUGGUGUCACUACGAGCUGUACUUUGCCCAUCACAAACUGUUCAGUGAGAAUUCCAACAGCUUAAUCCUCAUUCUGCUGGAGCCGAUCCCUCCGUACAUUAUCCCUGCCAGGUACCACAAGCUGAAGGCUCUCAUGGCAAAGCGAACCUACCUGGAGUGGCCGAAGGAGAGGAGCAAGCGUGCUCUUUUCUGGGCUAACCUUCGGGCCGCUAUUAACACU